Messenger RNA from Rubroshorea leprosula, 982 nucleotides. The record is from the annotation of a GenBank genome assembly. Lineage: Eukaryota; Viridiplantae; Streptophyta; Magnoliopsida; Malvales; Dipterocarpaceae.
GGGACUCGGUUUUGCAAAUGACACAUAUGUCUAUGUUGCAUCUGGAGAAAUAUAUGGAGGAGAUGAGACUCUCAGACCUCUAAGAGAACUCUUUCCAAACUUCUAUACAAAAGAAAUGAUUGCUAAUGAAGGGCUGAAACCUUUUCUUCCCUACUCUUCACGCCUUGCUGCCAUCGACUAUAUUGUCUGUGAUGAGAGUGAUGUUUUUGUCACAAAUAACAAUGGGAAUAUGGCCAAGAUUCUUGCUGGUCGAAGGAGGUACAUGGGACACAAGAGGACCGUCAGGCCAAAUGCUAAGAAGCUUAGUGCUUUGUUGAUGGCGAGGGAUAAGAUGGAUUGGGAUACUUUUUCCAAAAAAGUGAAGAUAAGCCAGAGGGGAUUCAUGGGAGAGCCGGAUGAGAUGAGACCAGGAAGGGGGGAGUUUCAUGAAUAUCCGUACUCUUGUAUCUGCCAGAAACCUCUCAAUGAUGUUGAGACCAGCAGAAGCAGGGUACAAGUAGGAGAGAGUUAUGGUGAGAAUCAAAGAAUGGGGCAGAAAAAUGUGAGAAAACCACCAGUGUCUUUAGGAGACAAUGAUGACAAACUAACAGGGUGAUGGCACAGAAAAUGUCUCGUCUCAUGGGUGAUGGCACUGCCUUUUUGUCUUGGAUGCUUAUUUUCAUUACAGAAGAUAACUCUUGCAACCACACCAUUAGAGCUGAAGCAUACUGAUAACUUGUUUCAGUUGCUCUGGUUCUGUGGAUGGACGAGCAGCUUGAUAUUUUGUACAGUAAAGAAGACUUCUUCGAGCUGCAACUGUUCAUAAUAUUUUUGCUAAUUAUGUAGGAUUAAGUAGGUAUGCUAAUUUAUUCUGGAGGUUAUUUUGUUGGAUUUUGGUAUAUUUAACUGUAUUCAACUGUUUCUAAUUUGAAAUUGAUGGUCAUAAAGAAAAUAUAGUCUCACAAUGAGAAUAUGGAGUCUGUAAUAUAGUAUCAAAAACUUA